Doryrhamphus excisus (bluestripe pipefish) is the source of this 6657-nucleotide messenger RNA. The record is from RefSeq and is a predicted model, not a curated record. NCBI's taxonomy places the organism in Eukaryota, Metazoa, Chordata, Actinopteri, Syngnathiformes, Syngnathidae.
UUGUGGUGUUGCGCGCAGCUCUCAGCCGGGCUCCUACACACUACCCACACCCGUACCUGUGCCAGGCUGUGACCAAGUGUUUGGAACCACUACCUCUUCAAAAUACCCAUUUUUGAGUGGGGGAGAAAACGGCGCCGCAGCCUCCUCGUUUUGGACGCCUGUUGCGAAUUAAUAAUCCCAAGAAAGCCUUACCUGGAGUAUAUGUGUGUGAGGGUGUGUGUGUGUGUGUGUGUGUUUCUGUACAAGGAGGUGCACUGAAAGUGUGUUUGUGCGUGUGAGACGUUUCCCUGGAUCAGGACAAUAAGGGUCGAGGCUCCGAAAAAAGGGGGGUGGAUUUGGCCGCUGCGAGCCGGGGACAUGUGGAAGUUUACGCCGCUCUAGCGCUGCCACAGAGCCGCUCAACCGCUUCUUCUAGAUCCCUUCUGGGGGGAACCCAACUUGAUCCAUCUACAGCCCCAGAGGAUCCAAAUGUAAAUAUAGGACGUGAAAUUGAAGAAACGACAAGGAGGACGGCAUCCCGCUGAGUUUGGUGAACUCUUUCAAGGAUCUUUUUUCUCUCUUUCUCGCUAUUUUUUUUUUUUGGUUCCCUUUUUUCCACUUGCCGCAAUGCUGGGAGCCCUGAACCCCGCGGGCCACGGUCGAUCUCCGGUCUCAGCGCUGGGGCUGCUGGUGGCCCUGUUGGCUCUCGCUUUGUGUGGAAGGGGGGCAGCCGGACAGCCGUGCCCGACCCAGUGCUCCUGCACCGGCACUACGGUGGACUGUCACGGUCAAGGGCUCCGCAACGUGCCCCGGAACAUACCCCGCAACACGGAGAGGCUGGAUCUGAAUGCAAAUAACCUGACUAAAAUCACCAAGGCAGAUUUUGCAGGAUUAAGACACCUGCGAGUGCUGCAGCUAAUGGAGAACAAAAUCACCACAAUCGAGCGAGGAGCCUUCCAGGACCUGAAGGAGAUGGAGAGACUGCGCCUGAAUCGGAAUAACUUGGCCGUCUUUCCCGAGUUGCUCUUCCUGGGAACGACAAAGCUUCACAGACUUGAUCUCAGCGAAAACCAGAUUCAAGGAGUGCCCAGGAAAGCUUUCAGGGGAGCUGUGGAAAUCAAGAACCUCCAGCUGGACUACAACCACAUCAGCUGUAUUGAAGAUGGAGCCUUUCGAGCUUUACGUGACCUGGAAGUACUCACCCUCAACAACAACAACAUCAGUCGCCUGUCAGUGGCCAGUUUCAACCACAUGCCCAAGCUCAGGACAUUUCGCCUGCACUCCAACAACCUUCAGUGUGAUUGCCACGUCGCCUGGCUCUCGGAGUGGCUGCGGCAGCGCCCCCGUCUGGGACUUUACACACAGUGCAUGUCCCCGCCACACUUGAGGGGGCACAAUGUUGCAGAGGUGCAGAAGAAGGAGUUUGUAUGUACAGGUUACCAGACGUCGUCUUCAUCCUGCAGUGUGUUGCAAUGCCCUGAAUCGUGCACCUGCAGUAACAACAUUGUGGACUGCAGAGGGAAGGGUCUGACAGAAAUACCCACCAACCUCCCUGAAACUAUUACUGAAAUCCGACUGGAGCAGAACGCCAUCAAGGUGAUACCGGCCGGCGCCUUUUCUCCGUAUAAGAAACUGCGAAGAAUAGACUUGAGUAACAAUCAGAUAUCAGAGUUGGCUGCCGACGCCUUUCAGGGUCUGCGAUCCCUCAACUCUCUAGUCCUGUAUGGCAAUAAAAUACCAGAGAUUUCCAAAGGGCUGUUUGAAGGACUGUUUUCACUACAACUAUUGUUGCUGAAUGCUAAUAAGAUAGCGUGUCUGCGAGUGGAUUCCUUUCAGGACCUUCACAAUCUCAACCUGCUGUCACUGUAUGACAACAAGCUGCAGACAAUCGCCAAGGGAACCUUCUCAUCACUGAGGGCCAUACAGACGCUACAUUUAGCCCAAAACCCAUUCAUCUGUGACUGCCACCUGAAGUGGCUGGCAGACUACCUGCAGGACAAUCCCAUCGAGACAAGCGGCGCCCGCUGCACCAGCCCUCGGCGUCUUGCCAACAAACGAAUUGGACAAAUCAAAAGCAAGAAGUUCCGCUGCUCAGCUACAGAACAGUAUUUAAUCCCAGGUACGGAAGAUUACCGCAGCAAGCUGGGAGGAGACUGUUUCGCCGACCUGGCCUGCCCGGAGAAGUGCCGUUGCGAGGGCACCACAGUGGACUGCUCCAACCAGAAACUCACCAAAAUACCAGACCACAUCCCUCAAUACACUGCCGAGCUACGCCUGAACAACAAUGAAUUCACUGUGCUCGAGGCCACGGGGAUCUUCAAAAAGUUGCCUCAACUGAGGAAGAUUAACCUGAGUAACAACCGCAUCACUGACAUAGAGGAGGGGACGUUUGAAGGAGCUUCAGGGGUCAAUGAGCUGAUUUUGACCUCCAACAGACUGGAAAACAUACAUCACCGCAUGCUGAAGGGACUCGGUGGCCUGCGCACUCUUAUGCUGCGGAGUAACCGCAUCAGCUGUGUGAGCAACAGCAGCUUUGUGGGUUUGAGCUCAGUGCGUCUGCUAUCACUCUACGACAACCAGAUCACCUCCAUGAACCCCGGCGCCUUCGACACCCUGCACUCGCUUUCCACACUCAACCUUCUGGCCAAUCCCUUCAACUGCAACUGUCACCUGGCUUGGCUCGGCGAUUGGCUGAGAAGGAAACGCAUCGUCACGGGUAACCCUCGCUGCCAGAGUCCUUAUUUCUUGAAAGAGAUCCCAAUCCAGGAUGUGGCUGUCCAAGACUUUGCUUGUGAAGAAGGUAAUGAUGACAACAGCUGCUCUCCAGUGCUGAGGUGUCCAGCAGAGUGUUCUUGCCUGGACACGGUGGUGCGCUGCAGCAACAAGGGCCUCAGCACUUUGCCCAAAGGCCUGCCUAAAGAAACCACUGAGCUGUAUCUGGAUGGGAACCACUUCACUCAGGUUCCUGUGGAGCUCUCCGAUUACAAACACUUGACACUCAUUGAUUUGAGUAACAACCAGAUCAGCACGUUGUCCAACCACAGCCUCAGUAACAUGUCCGAGCUGCUUACCUUCAUUCUGAGCUACAACCGCCUGCGGUGCAUACCAGUGAGGGCGUUUGAUGGACUCAAGUCUCUCCGCUUGCUGUCUCUUCACGGCAAUGAUAUAUCGGUGAUACCUGAAGGAGCUUUUAAAGACCUGUCAUCACUUUCCCACUUGGCUCUGGGCGCCAAUCCUCUCUACUGUGACUGCCACAUGCAGUGGUUGUCUGACUGGGUAAAGAGCGGCUACAAGGAACCCGGCAUCGCCCGCUGUGCUGGGCCCGGUGACAUGAUGGACAAACUCCUGCUCACCACACCGUCCAAGAAGUUCACCUGCACAGAAGUCCCGGGGCCUUGUGGUUUUCUGGUGCCAGGCCCAGUGGACAUCAGCAUCCAGGCUAAAUGCGAUCCCUGCCUGUCCAACCCUUGCAAGAAUGACGGUACUUGCUUCAAUGACCCCGUGCACUACUACCGCUGCACCUGCCCCUACGGAUUUAAGGGUCUGAACUGUGAGAACCCUAUCCAUGCUUGCAUCAGUAACCCCUGUCAGAAUGGAGGAACCUGCCAUCUAAAAGAAGGCGAAGGAAGUAGUUUUUGGUGUGUGUGUCCCGAGGGCUUUGAGGGCGAUGCCUGCGAGUUCAACAUUGACGACUGUGAGGACAAUGACUGUGAGAACAACUCUACUUGUGUGGAUGGAAUCAACAACUACACAUGCAUGUGCUCACCAGAAUACACAGCCGCCACCAAUGAAGUGGAGAGAGGGGAGCUAUGUGAAGAGAAACUGGAUUUCUGCGCUCCUGAAUUGAACCCUUGUCAGCACGACUCCAAGUGCAUUCUAACCCCACAGGGAUACAAGUGUGAGUGCACACCAGGCUACGUAGGUGAGCACUGUGAGGUGGAUUAUAACGACUGCGAUGAAAACAAGUGUCAGAAUGGCGGUCAGUGCAUCGAUGCUGUCAAUGGAUACACCUGUGUCUGUCCAGAGGGAUACAGUGGGUUAUUCUGCAACGUGUCCCCCCCGAUGGUCCUUCCUCGCACCAGCCCUUGCGACAACCACGACUGCCUGAAUGGGGCGCAGUGCGUCGUCAUAGGAACAGACCCACAAUGCCAGUGUCUUCAAGGUUACGAGGGGGAGCGCUGCGAGACGCUUGUCAGCGUCAACUUUGUUGACCCCAAGUCCUACCUGCAGCUUCCCUCCACUCUAAUCUCCCCACAGACGAACAUAAGCCUGCAGAUUGCUACAGACGAGGACAGCGGUGUGUUAUUGUAUAAGGGCGAUAAUGAUCACAUCGCUAUGGAGCUUUUUAGGGGGCGCCUUCGUGUCAGCUAUGAUACCGGGUCCUACCCUCCUUCUGCAAUAUACAGUGUGGAGACGGUGAACGAUGGCACUUUCCAUGCAGUGGAGUUGGUAGCAUCAGAUCAGACUUUGUCACUGUCCAUCGAUGGUGGGGCACCCAAAUCCAUCAACUCCAUCAGCAAACAGUCCACACUCAACUUGGACUCCCCACUUUACCUUGGAGGUAUGCCAGACCGUACCUCAGCGUCCGGGGGUCUGUCCGCCUUGCAGCACAGUUCAAGUGGACGAAACGGAACCAGCUUCCACGGCUGUCUGCGUAACUUGUACAUCAAUGGGAAGCUCCAGGACCUCGGAGCAGGGUUGGGUUCCGGUGCUACAGGAGCUGCGGCGGCACAGAGCACCACUCGGCAGUGGCUGGGCCAAGGGGUGGAGCCCGGCUGCCAGCCCUGCCAGAGAGGCGCCUGCAUCCAGGGGGACUGCCACCCGACGGGGCAUCGGGGCUUUACCUGUACCUGCCAUCCUGGCUGGACAGGAACGGUCUGUGACCAGCAAGUCAAUAACCCCUGUGAUGGCAACAAGUGUAUUCAUGGUACCUGUUUGGCGAUCAACUCCUACUCAUACUCCUGCCGCUGCCAGUCUGGCUUUAGUGGCGUCCUCUGUGACGAGCAGGACCAGGAAGCAGUCAAUCCCUGCAGCUCGUCUCACUGCAAGCAUGGCAAAUGUCGAGUGUCAGGCCUGGGCAAAGCGUACUGCGAGUGUAACAGUGGAUACACCGGAGAGGCUUGCGAUAAAGAGGUGGCCUGCAGAGGGGAACGGGUCCGAGAUGUCUACCAGAGACAGCAAGGCUACGCGGCGUGCCAAACCCAGGAGAAGGUCUCCCGUCUAGUGUGUAGGGGCAGCUGCUCGGGGGAAGCAGAGGGACAAACCACCUGUUGCACCCCCCUCCGCAGUAAACGCAGGAAAUACACCUUCCAGUGCACCGAUGGCUCUUCUUUUGUCCAGGAAGUGGAGAAGGUUGUCAAAUGUGGCUGUACAAAGUGUUCAUCAUAAAAAAAAAGAAAAAGAAAACAACAAAAAAAAAGACUUUGUCCUUGCAAGAUGUGUUUUGUGUUCCCGCCCGCCUUACCUGCUCCCCUCCCACCUUUUGAGAUCCUGACAAAAUCCUCCAACAGUUUUUUUUUAAAAACCCUUAAAAAAAGAAGAAAAAAAAACAGAAAAAAGAAACUGCAGAGUUUCUUUCCUUGUCAGUGCUGGACUGAUGAUUGAUGCUUCCUUGUGGGGAUGAUGAAUUGUAAAGUACAAGACUUAUUUUUUAUUACCAAGUGAAGAAAAAGACAAAAAAAGGAGUUGACUUUUUCCUGGCAUCUUUUUCUUGGUCAUGAUGACUCCGAUGUUUCUUCCCUGGAGGUUCCACACGCCGCAGACAUCCACCCCAAGCAUCCUUUUCUGUGAGUUGUGUCGUAAGCGUACCCUUAAAUGGUAGUAGCACAGAUUCACCACUAAGAGGAGCCGGGUCUCAACAGCGGAGAGUUCAGUGGGCAAUGACCCCACUGCGCCGAAGAGACUGAGUACCCCACUAUUUUGAAAAGCUACUGAACACUCUCACCUGUAGAAGAGUUAUGUUACCUGCCAGGGUCAAUACACUAUCCUCCCCAGUCAUGAGUAUUUAUUGUAUCAUAAAUACCUAUACUUAUUACGUAGGUCCUCCCCCAUGUAUCAAGCUGAUUCUUUUAAUAUAUAUUAAUUUAUAUUUGUCUGUAUUUUUGUAUUAAAAAGGCAUAAUCUGUCGAGAUAGCUGAACUAACAUGAUGGCGUCCUUCAUUUUGGUUGAAGAGUUUUGUUUUUUGUGCUUGCCAGAGACCUUAGUUACAUUUUAAUCAGCAAAUGUGACGUGAGGAUGGUGUAUAUUUUUGUCACAUUUCCUGAGAGAGUUGUACUGUGCCAUUACCAGAAGGUCUUUAUAUUAGAGUAUACAAAAGACAAAAUAUUGUGAGUAGCAUUGACCCUAGAGGAUGCCGAGAACUGUUUUUACCUUUUUAACAAAUUUAUUGCUUAAAGGAUACUGUGACUUUUUCUAAACGAACUACUUUGUUAGCCCCUUGGUCUCCAGUGUUUUAACAUAUUGCUGCUAAGUUUUUGUACCGUAGACUUGGAUCCUGAUCUGUAUGUUAUAUAGAAUCUCCUGCUCCGACUGUACAGGGGCGCCUUGUGUAACAGAUAAAUACAGUAUGUUCCCCACCUCUACACGUGUGCAUUGUGCUUUAUCGAUUCCACCUCUACCCACAGACUAAUGUCAGUUCCUUGACUGAUGUUUGUUAAUUAAAACCAAUAUUUACCUCA